Parastagonospora nodorum SN15 is the source of this 183-nucleotide messenger RNA. RefSeq lists its product as hypothetical. Bases 1 to 183 code for a protein of 60 amino acids. The transcript has a single exon. The record is from RefSeq and is a predicted model, not a curated record. NCBI's taxonomy places the organism in Eukaryota, Fungi, Ascomycota, Dothideomycetes, Pleosporales, Phaeosphaeriaceae.
AUGACCGAGCGACACAAAGCCAGUGAAUUUAUCAAGCUCCACCAGGCCCUGACCAAGCUGCAGCAAGACAUUUGGGUCAUGGAGUCUGCAUUGUUCAUCCAGGUCGGUGUCCUCGUCUUCAACCACUAUCGCCUCACUAAGCUCCCUCAGAGUGAGGGGACGAGUGGCGAAACUGAGCCAUAG